Oncorhynchus tshawytscha (Chinook salmon) is the source of this 4139-nucleotide messenger RNA. Its product is annotated as protein L-Myc-1b. Bases 928 to 2355 code for a protein of 475 amino acids. Gene Ontology annotation, biological process: regulation of transcription by RNA polymerase II. Gene Ontology annotation, molecular function: RNA polymerase II cis-regulatory region sequence-specific DNA binding; DNA-binding transcription factor activity, RNA polymerase II-specific; protein dimerization activity. The transcript has 2 exons. NCBI's taxonomy places the organism in Eukaryota, Metazoa, Chordata, Actinopteri, Salmoniformes, Salmonidae. The record is from RefSeq and is a predicted model, not a curated record.
CUCCCGCAUCAUAUAGUGCACUAGUCGGGUUGUCAAGUGUCCAUUGUGAAAUCUAUCUAAGUUACUGGAUUUGGAAAGUAGACCUACGAGUUACUUUUCCCAGUUUGGUGCGAAAGCUGCAUACUAGUCAAAUAGUGAGCGUUCAACUGAAAGCCACAGCUAUGUAUUGAGUGUAAUUUACCGCAAGAAGCUUCAGCGUCGCUGUGUUGGUUACUACGCAUUAUAGGAAUUCAUUAAGAAGACGCCCGUUCAAUUUCACCAAGGCUAAAAGGAUUAUUCAAAUAUUUAACAAAGAUAACAUUUAAUUUUUUUCUUCAUCCCCGGACGGAAGUGUGUUCUAUUUAUUUACUAUAGCCUACUACUAGAAAGCAUACAUCGCAGUGUUUUCAGAAGUUUGGGGUUUGUGAACACGCCUGUUGUUAUUUAAUUAUGGCAGAUUUAGGCCUACCAGUGGAUUGGGAUUUAUUUGCUCUCUUGCUUUUUCUCAAUGCUUUGUGAGAUAACGGUUUGUUUUGACUACCGUAAAACGUUGUGUUGCUCUGAAGACGCAAAACUUUUAUUUAUUUAUUGAGACAUCUGGGAAUUGUUGUUUUGGCAACCAUUUAAACGACAUUUUAUUAGCCACGUAACCCGAAAGAGACAUACAGGGUGUUAUAAGCGUUUGUUUUUUUAGCCUACAAAGAGAGGGUUGCUGAACUGUGGCUCUAUUUCCCCGGUGUAGUUGGACUGUUGUAUUAUGUAAUGCAAACUAUGUUGCGAAACUUGGUGUUAUGUAGUUUUAGCAUAACAGACUAUUGUGUUUAUUAUAGCAGUCCAACGUGCUAGGCUGAUUCCAAGUCUCUCUGUUCCGAGGUAGGAUAGUCUUAACGGAGAUCAGUUCACAGUUGAAGAGUGCGCUUCCUCAACCACGCCUGCCCUGACCUCUAGAUGCCGGGCAUAAACUCCACCACCGCCUCUCGCUAUGAGUCCGGCUGGGAGAUGGAGUACGACCACUAUCAACAUUACUUCUACGACGACCACGAUCCAGACGAGGAUUUCUCUAAAUCCACUGCGCCCAGCGAGGACAUAUGGAAGAAAUUUGAACUAGUACCAACCCCGCCCAUGUCCCCUAUCCGGACUUUGGAGGGGGCCGCCGGGUUCGGGAUGGUCUGCCCUUCGCUGGGGGACAAACUCGAGUGGGUGUCCCAGUGUUUGGGUCAAGAGGACGACCAGGAUGUGCCGUGUAAACUCAGCUCAUCCGACGAGGCUUUGGGGAACCUGAGCUCCAUUAUCGUACAGGACUGCAUGUGGAGCAGCUUCUCAGCGGGCAAGCAGCUGGAGAAAGUUUUCGGGGAGCGGCUUGCCUCCUGUCCGAAUAAACUACCCAUGCAGGCGUUGGGAGCUGCAAUCACCACCGCCGGGAGGGCGCAGUGCGUGACGGUGCCAGUGGACGCGGCUGUUCCAGUUCUCGGUAGCCCUGCGACUGAUUGCGUGGACCCGGCUGCUGUUCUCGCCUUCCCGCUAACCGGGGGAACGUUUAAGAAACCGUCGGUGUCCUCCUGUUCAGAGACCCACACAGACUCAUCAGAUGACGAAUCUAGUGACCAUGACGAUGAUGAUGAUGAUGAUGAUGAUGACGAAGAGGAGAUUGAUGUGGUGACGGUGGAACACAAGCAGUACAUGUCCCGACGGCUGGUCAACAGCAGAGUUACCGGGGGACGUGGCGGCGGGCUAAACAGACGGACGCCGGUGACAAUCAUGGUCCGGGCGGAUGCUCUGAACCCUUGUAUGAAACGCUUCCACAUCUCUAUCCACCAACAGCACCACAACUACGCAGCGCCCUCCCCGGACACACACACAGCCCCCGCCCUCUCCAGAAAGAGGAUCCGACACAAGCCCUCAAACUCUUCUCAUAACUUCUCUAACACCCAGCCACACCUGCACCCCGCCUCCACAUCCAAUCAGAACUCUGAGAGCAAACCACAUGUCGCCGUAGCAACCAUCGGGUCGGAAUCAUCUGACCCCAACACACCCUCCCCUUGUGGAUCCCCGUCUGCCUCACCUCGAUUAUCCUCCUCUCACCCCUGCAGCCCCCAGUCCUCCGACUAUGAGGACACAGACAAACGCAAGACACAUAACUUCCUGGAACGGAAACGGCGUAAUGACCUGCGCUCUCGUUUCCUGACCCUGCGGGAUGAGAUCCCCGGCUUGGCAGAGUGUUCGAAGACGCCCAAGGUGGCCAUCCUGACACGCGCCACUGAGUACCUGGGACAGCUGCAUUCUAGCGAGCGCCAGCGGGCGCAGGAGAAACGGCAGCUGAAGGCCAGGCAGCAGCAGCUGCUCCGUAGGUUGGCACAGCUCAAACAACGCCCCUAGACUCACUGACUGGCAGGUUGGCACAGCUCAAACAACGCCCCUAGACUCACUGACUGGUAGGUUGGCACAGCUCAAACAACGCCCUAGACUCACUGACUGGUAGGUUGGCACAGCUCAAACAACGCCCCUAAACUCACUGACUGGUAGGUUGGCACAGCUCAAACAACGCCCUAAACUCACUGACUGGUAGGUUGGCACAGCUCAAACAACGCCCCUAAACUCACUGACUGGUAGGUUGGCACAGCUCAAACAACGCCCUAAACUCACUGACUGGUAGGUUGGCACAGCUCAAACAACGCCCCUAAACUCACUGACUGGUAGGUUGGCACAGCUCAAACAACGCCCCUAGACUCACUGACUGGUAGGUUGGCACAGCUCAAACAACGCCCCUAAACUCACUGACUGGUAGGUUGGCACAGCUCAAACAACGCCCCUAAACUCACUGACUGGCAGAUUGGCACAGCUCAAACAACGCCCCUAGACUCACUGACUGGCAGGUUGGCACAGCUCAAACACCGCCCCUAGACUCACUGACUGGUAGGUUGGCACAGCUCAAACAACGCCCCUAAACUCACUGACUGGUAGGUUGGCACAGCUCAAACAACGCCCCUAAACUCACUGACUGGCAGAUUGGCACAGCUCAAACAACGCCCCUAGACUCACUGACUGGCAGGUUGGCACAGCUCAAACACCGCCCCUAGACUCACUGACUGGUAGGUUGGCACAGCUCAAACAACGCCCUAAACUCACUGACUGGUAGGUUGGCACAGCUCAAACACCACCCCUAGACUCACUGACUGGCAGGUUGGCACAGCUCAAACAACGCCCCUAAACUCACUGACUGGUAGGUUGGCACAGCUCAAACACCACCCCUAAACUCACUGACUGGUAGGUUGGCACAGCUCAAACAACACCCCUAAACUCACUGACUGGCAGGUUGGCACAGCUCAAACAACGCCCCUAAACUCACUGACUGGUAGGUUGGCACAGCUCAAACACCACCCCUAGACUCACUGACUGGCAGGUUGGCACAGCUCAAACAACGCCCCUAAACUCACUGACUGGUAGGUUGGCAGAGCUCAAACACCACCCCUAAACUCACUGACUGGCAGGAUGGCACAGCUCAAACAACGCCCCUAGACUCACUGACUGGUAGGUUGGCACAGCUCAAACACCACCCCUAAACUCACUGACUGGCAGGUUGGCACAGCUCAAACAACGCCCCUAGACUCACUGACUGGUAGGUUGGCACAGCUCAAACACCACCCCUAGACUCACUGACUGGCAGGUUGGCACAGCUCAAACACCACCCCUAGACUCACUGACUGGUAGGUUGGCACAGCUCAAACACCACCCCUAGACUCACUGACUGGCAGGUUGGCACAGCUCAAACAACGCCCCUAAACUCACUGACUGGCAGGUUGGCACAGCUCAAACAACACCCCUAAACUCACUGACUGGCAGGUUGGCACAGCUCAAACAACGCCCCUAAACUCACUGACUGGCUGAAUGACUGGCAGCGACCUCUAGUCGAUGGAACGUACUCUUCAUCAGGACUGACUGAAAACCAACUCACUGACAGACUGUUAGUGGCUAGCAUGGAGAGAAGCCUUUGAAUGGAUCUGAACCCUAUAUUAUAAACCAGGACUGAGUUAAAACCAGGCAUGGAUCUGAACCCUAUAUUAUAAACCAGGACUGAGUUAAAACCAGGGAUGGAUCUGAACCCUAUAUUAUAAACCAGGACUGAAUAAAACCAGGGAUGGAUCUGAACCCUAUAUAAUAAA